Molecule: messenger RNA, 1598 nt
Organism: Chenopodium quinoa (quinoa)
Lineage: Eukaryota; Viridiplantae; Streptophyta; Magnoliopsida; Caryophyllales; Amaranthaceae
Product: UPF0548 protein At2g17695
Exons: 6
Coding region: 473-1126 (217 amino acids)
Source: RefSeq, a predicted model, not a curated record
CUUUACUCUAAAAUUUGCAUCAAUUCUUAACAUUAUAGCAUUUUUAUUAUUUUAUUAUGAAGUAUUGUUCAUUUAUUGGUAACUAGGAUAAUUGAUUUGCAUAAAGAUUGCAUUUGUUUUUUUUUUUUUUUGAAUAAGAUUGCAUUUGUUUUCCCUUUAUUUGGGGCUGUUGUUGAAUUGUCAAAUGAUGAGUAUUGCACACCAACUGUUUGAUAUAUUGUAGAAAAUUCGAAUCAUUUCUUUAUGUAUGUAAACACCAAUUGAGCGGAGAGAAAUGAAAUUUCACAACUUCUAACAAAGUUGCCCUUUCGUCGAAGGAAAUGAUACUUGUAUUAUGAAAUAUUCUUAAAUCCAAUGAAAUAUGAUGUUGCAUGUAUUAAGAAAUGGAGGAAUUAGUUUUUAGUUGAUGAAUGUACUUUAUAAAUAUGGAAAAUUUCAUUCAAGAGAAUGAAGAUAUGGGUGAUUUUUAUCAAUGAUUUGGGUUAUUUUUAAUGAUAAUGGGGAAAGAAUGGUUUUCCUAUGUUGGAAUCGUCCGUCAUUGAAAGAUCAAAAGGCUUGCUUGGAAAAGACUGAUUCAUUCAAUUAUGAUCUUAAACGCAUAGGAGCUACUGAUAGAUCAAUAUCUUCACUGCAGAAAGAUGAUCAGUUAUCAGAAGAGGGUUUUUUAUUAAAUCAUGCUCGCGUUCUAAUUGGUUCUGGUCAAGAGACGUAUGAGAAAGGAAAGAAUGCACUUCAGAAUUGGAGGCAUUUCCAAAUGAACUGGACAUUUGUUGAACCUACAACUCCGAUCAAAAGUGGGGUAAAAUUUUGUGUUUGUGUCAAGGAGUUCCUUCCAUGGUUGAUGAUGCCUCUUCAGGUGGUGUAUGUGAAUGAAAACAAGCGUUCUGGGAAAAUGAAAGCCUCCUUCAGCUUUGGUAGUGGCACCCUUCAAGGUCACCUGUUGGCCGGGGAAGAACGCUUUUCAGUAGAGCUGGAUGACAAGAAUCAAGUGUGGUAUGAAAUACUUUCCUUUUCAAAACCUGCACAUUUCCUUUCCUUUAUGGGUUAUCCUUAUGUACAGUUUAGGCAGAAGUAUUUCGCAAAGAAGUCUACAGAUGCUGUAUUGAAGCAUAUAUCUGCUGAGUGAUACUAGUUGCUAUUGUUGUGUUGGCUGGUUUUAUGGAUAUCCGCCACUGCCAGCAUCAGACCUUCUCAUGCACAUUGACGACAUCGGCUACUUCCCUUGUUCUAAACACGGUUCCACCUCUGACUGUCAACGAAGCAACAAGCUAAGUGGGUGAACAAUUUUAAAAAUGAGUGUUGGGCAUGCAAACCACUAAAACCUACCCAAAAGCUAGCGCCGAACACGCCCUGUACACUAAUAAAGGAUUUUCUACGUAGUGUCCUUGUAGAAGCAGCUUUUCAAUGUUGUUUCCGCAAUUUUCUAAUAUGUAUAUUACACUUGGUAGCCCUCAAGAAUAUUAGAAUAGUUCAAUAAUCCAUUGUAUCCUUGCCGAGUUGCCAUUAAUCUCCAAAUAAGGACUUUUGUUAGAUUUAUGUUUUUUUCCAUCUUUUAACCCUUUUUGGCACCUCUUCCUAUUUUUGGAUUUUUUUUUUUU